Messenger RNA from Phytophthora infestans T30-4, 813 nucleotides. Its product is annotated as aquaporin, putative. Gene Ontology annotation, cellular component: plasma membrane. Gene Ontology annotation, biological process: glycerol transmembrane transport; water transport. The transcript is spliced from 2 exons. Lineage: Eukaryota; Oomycota; Peronosporomycetes; Peronosporales; Peronosporaceae. The coding region runs from base 1 to 813 and encodes 270 amino acids. The record is from RefSeq and is a predicted model, not a curated record. Gene Ontology annotation, molecular function: water channel activity; glycerol channel activity.
AUGCAUAUUAUUUUUUCGGGUUCCCUGACGCACGCAGUGCUCCACCAAACGAACCGUAGCCAGAUAUGGCUCGCAGACGACAAGACCAGGAAGCUGCCGAUCAUUCUAAAAAGUGUGCACCUCCGCGAGUUCGCGCUGUCAAAAGGGGCCAAUGGAUCGUGGUUGAGUAUCAACAUUUGCUGGGGCAUCGCUCUACUCAUGGGCGUGUACAUCGCGGAAGGAGUCAGCGGUGCGCACCUCAACACGGCCGUGACCUUCACACACGCGAUGUUUGGCCGUAUUCCAUGGUGGAAAGUGCCGGGGUACGCUUUCGCGCAAACAUUCGGCGCGUUCGUCGGGGCUGGGCUGAUCUACAUCUACCAGUAUCAAAACAUCAUGGAAGAGGACCCAGACAAGAUCGCAAUGCACGCCAACUUUGCGACGUAUCCGAACGAGAAGAUCUCCAACCUCACUGCGUUCUACAGCGAGGCGCUGGCCACGGGCUUACUGCUAAUUGCAAUCUACGCUAUCACGGAUCAGCGGAACCGUGGCGCUGGUACCGUUGGUACGCCAUUCGCUUUCUCUCUGCUCUUCAUGGGGCUCGAAAUGGCUUUUGGUAUGAACACUGGCUAUGCGCUGAACCCGGCGCGGGACUUUGGUCCAAGACUGCUGACGUUCUUUGCUGGUUUCGGCUCGAAGGUGUUUAGCAGUAGAAAUUACUACUUUUGGAUCCCAAUCUUCGGACCAAUGCUGGGCGGAGUCAUCGGUGCUGGAGCCUACAUUUUGCUGGUGCAAAUCCAGCAUGAUGUUGAAGAUGAGGAGGAGGACGUGUAG